Messenger RNA from Jatropha curcas, 2743 nucleotides. RefSeq names its product G-type lectin S-receptor-like serine/threonine-protein kinase SD2-5. The record is from RefSeq and is a predicted model, not a curated record. Lineage: Eukaryota; Viridiplantae; Streptophyta; Magnoliopsida; Malpighiales; Euphorbiaceae. Gene Ontology annotation, biological process: protein phosphorylation. Gene Ontology annotation, molecular function: protein serine/threonine kinase activity; ATP binding.
UUUUUUUUUUUUUUUUUACUGUUUUUGUUUCCAUUGUUGGUCCCACUCAAAGUUCUUGGAUUUUUGAGUGUGAAUCAAUCUUUGAACGAAUUUUUUGGAUUUAGAUAGUGGUGUUUAUUGGAUUGAUACAGUUACAGGGACCAUGGGUUUUUUCCAAUUUAGAGUCUUUUUUUUAUGUCUAUUUCUUGUGUUCAAAACCAGUAUUUGUGGUCCUGUGAGUAUAGGACAGAUAUAUCCUGGUUUCCAAGCAUCUCAAAUGGAGUGGAUAGAGGAGGAGGGGAUUUUCUUACAAUCCAAAAAUUCAACUUUUGGUUUUGGCUUUUAUACUGGACUUGAUGCACAAUCUUAUUUGCUGGUUGUUAUCCAUAUGAAAAGUGCCAAAGUCGUUUGGACUGCUAAUAGAGGUUCUUUGGUUAGUGAUUCUGAUAAAUUUAUGUUUGAGAAAAAUGGGAACGUUUGUUUACAAAGGGGAGAUGGUGUAGCUUGGUCAACAGACACAAGAGGGCAAACAGUUAUGUCUAUGGAGUUAAUGGAAUCGGGCAACUUGUUGUUGCUUGGGAACAAUGGAAGUAUUCUUUGGCAGAGUUUUAGCCACCCCACUGAUACACUCUUACCUGGUCAGAAGUUUGUAGAAGGAAUGAGACUUAAAAGUUUCCCAAAUAAAAAUAACUUAAGUACUUACCUUGAAAUUAAGUCCGGGGAUUUGGUCUUGUAUGCAGGAUACAAGACUCCACAAGUAUACUGGUCGCUGGCUAGUGAUGGCGGGAAAGCCAAUAAUAGUGUCAAUGGCAGGGUUCAUUCUGUGUCUCUAGUGUCCAAUUCAUGGAAUUUUUAUGAUCAAAAUAGUGUCUUGCUCUGGCGGUUCAUAUUUUCUGAUAAUUCAGAUCCAAAUGCUACAUGGGCUUUGAAAUUAGGCUCUGACGGGGCAAUUGGGUUCUAUAAUCUUCAAAAGGGAAAGUCAGUUACCCUCGAGUCAAUUAAGAUACCACAAAAUUCUUGCAGCAUUCCUGAGCCUUGUGACCAAUACUAUGUUUGCUAUUUUGACAAUUGGUGUCAAUGUCCACCCCAGCUGGCAAACUCUCAGUUUGGUUGCAAACCUCCGGUGGCCUCAACUUGUAAUGGCUCAAAAACUUCGGUUGAGCUUUUCUAUGUUGGUAAGAAGCUUGAUUAUUUUGCACUUGGGUUUGUUACACCUUUCUUGAAAUCCAAUUUAAACUCUUGCAAAGAAGCUUGUCUUGCAAACUGUUCUUGCAUUGUGUUGUUCUUUGAAGAAAAUACUGGAACGUGCUUUCUGUUUGAUCAAUUAGGGAGCUUGACUCGAAGUCAGGGCAGUUCUUCAGGUUAUAUUUCAUAUAUGAAGGUGUCAACAGGUGAAAAAAAUUUGGCCAGCGGGAAAAAUGUAGCAAAGGAGGCCUUGUUGAUUGCAGUCAUUGUUAUUGCAACAUUAGUGGUGAUUGCUUGUUUACUAUAUGUGGGAAUAUGGUAUUACAACAAAAGAAAAAGAUUCAUGGAAUUUCCUCAACAGAACCUGGAAGAUGAUAAUUUCUGGGACAGUCUUUCAGGAAUGCCUGCUCGCUACAGCUUUAGUGAUCUUUGUGAAGCAACUAAAAAUUUCUCUAUGAAGGUUGGCCAAGGAGGGUUUGGCUCGGUCUAUCUAGGUGUGCUGCAAGAUGGUACUCAAUUAGCUAUCAAAAAAUUGGAAGGCAUUGGACAAGGGAAGAAAGAGUUUAGAGCUGAAGUGAGUAUCAUCGGUAGUAUCCAUCAUGUCCAUUUGGUCAAGCUCAAAGGCUUUUGUGCUCAAGGGUCUCAUCGGCUUCUUGUUUAUGAGUUCAUGAGAAAAGGGUCUUUAGAUAAAUGGAUCUUCAAGAAUAAGGAAGAAAGUAAUCCUUUGUUAGAUUGGAAUACAAGAUUCAAUAUUGCAUUAGGCAUGGCAAAAGGUCUAGCUUAUCUCCAUGAAGGGUGUGAGGUGAAGAUUGUACAUUGUGAUAUAAAACCUGAAAAUGUGCUUCUUGAUGAUAAUUUUACCGCUAAAGUUUCAGAUUUUGGUUUGGCUAAGCUAAUGAACCGAGAAGACAGUCUUGUUUAUACUACAGUGAGGGGGACAAGGGGGUACCUUGCACCAGAAUGGAUAACCAACAAUCCUAUAUCGGAGAAGAGCGAUGUGUACAGCUAUGGCAUGGUCUUGUUAGAGAUAAUCGGAGGAAGGAAGAAUUAUGAUGCAUCAGAAACUUCAGAGAAAGCCCAUUUCCCUUCAUAUUCCUUCAAGAUGUUAGAAGAAGGAAGACUAAGAGAAAUUAUUGAUCCAGAGCUGGAUAUUGAUGCAAAUGAUGAGAGGAUUUUUGCUGCAAUAAAAGUUGCAUUAUGGUGCAUACAAGAAGAAAUGCAGUUAAGACCUCCAAUGACUAGAGUGGUACAAAUGCUUGAAGGUCUUGGUGAAGUGCCUGAUCCUCCAAUUUCUUCUCAAUCAGCUUCUAGGUAUUUGUCAAGUUUCACCAAAUGGAGCAGCAAAGAAAGCUCUUCUUUGGGCAUUAUUGAUGACACUAGCGAUGCAUUUCUGUCAGAUGUUCGGCUAUCAGGCCCUAGAUGACAGAAGCAGAGAUAUGUUAUAGCUUAUAUGAAAUUCCGGGUUUUGUGACGCUUUCUUCUCUUAAUUUUCUUUUCUUUGUAUGUUUGUAGUUCUUACAGCGUAGAUAUUGUCUCAAUCUCUAUUCUGAUAAUGAAAUUUCAUGAAAUUUUGUUCUAA